Messenger RNA from Caenorhabditis angaria, 4343 nucleotides. The record is from the annotation of a GenBank genome assembly. Lineage: Eukaryota; Metazoa; Nematoda; Chromadorea; Rhabditida; Rhabditidae.
AUGUCAGAAUGUCUGAUGUUUGGAAUGGAUUGCGAGGCGCGCAAUAUGACAUCGGUUAUGGGAGACGAGGAAAAUGUGUCGUUUUUGGUGGGCACCAAUAACAUCAAGGCGGAUAAUGUGGUAAGUGUCCUGGGAGCCGAAAUUUGCGAUUUUUUGAGACCAAACAAGCUUAUGCCUUGAAAAAUCUUGAAAAGUUAGGCUUUGAGCCUGAAAUCCGGGCCUAGAAGGCCUUGAAAAUCAGUCAUACUGAACUUUAGGCCCAAAAAUUUGGGGUUUUUUGAGACCAAACAGGCUUAGGCCUAAAUCUUGAAAAUUUAGGCUUUCAGCCUGAAAUUCAGGCCUAAAUUUCUGAAACUAGACCCAAAGCCUUGAAAAUCAGUCCUACUGAACUUUAGGCCCAAAAAUUUGCGAUUUUUUGACACCAAACACGCUUACAAGGCCUAAAUCUUGAAAAUUUAGGCUUUGAGCCUGAAAUCCGGGCCUAAAUUUCAUAGACUAGACCUAAGGCCUUGAAAAUUAAACCCAAUAUAGUUUAGGGCCCGAAAAUUCAAGAUUUUUAGGCCAAACUUGACUAGGCUGAAGUUCAGGCCUAAAAUCUCUAGAUCUAAAGCCUGGCAAGGCCGAAAAUCGAUAAAUUUAGGUCUAGAACUGGAUUUUCAGCCCAAAAAAACCCAAAUUAAUUUCAGGUCAAUAAACUAUACGUGGAUCCGGAAGCGACGCGGCUCAUGUCAAAAUCCUAUCGCCAUCCGGCCGGCGAAGUUCGCGCAAUUUCCGCGCACCCCCACAAAUCACACGUUUUGGCCACGUGUUCAGCGAAUUGUGAGUUGAUUUUUGCCGUGGAAAUUCGUAUUUUUCACACCAAAAAUCACUCAAAAAUCAAUUUUCAGACUCUUCUCUCAACGGCGAAUUCGCUCUCAAUAUUUGGAACAUUGAUGAGGAUAAACGAACGCUCGAAAAGUUAUCGGAACUCAAAUUGGACAGCCUAAAUUAUGGUCUGGAUUGGGAUCAAACGACGAUGAAAGCGGUGGCGAUUGGCGCCGAAACUGUCGCCAUUUAUGAUAUGAGCAAUGAGCCGAAGGUGAGAGCUCAUUUGAAAAACAAAACUAAGGCUUAAACUAAGGCCUUAAUAUAGGCCUAGUCUUGUUUGGUGUCAAAAUACGUGGAAUUCUCAACUAUAGUUGGACAUCGACUGAAUGACUGUUUUUUGAGCAAGUGAAUUGAAAUAUUGGGUUUUAAUUUUAUUCAUAGCAUAGACUGGCCCAAGACAAUUCGAAUGAUAUCAAUUUUCAUGAAUUUACGUUAUCGAUAAGUGACUUAGUGACAUUUAAUCGAUAAGCCUAAACGUCGCUAAAUCACUUAUUGAUAACGUAAAUUCAUGAAAAUUGAUAUCAUUCGAAUUGUCUUGGGCCAGUCUAUGCUAUGAAAAAGAUUAAAACCCAAUAUUUCAAUUCACUUGCUCAAAAAACAGACAUUCAGUCGAUGUCCAACUAUAAUUCAAAUCGACUGAGAAUUCCCACGUAUUUUGACACCAAACAAGACUAGGCCUAUAUUAAAGCCUUAGUUUUAGGCCAAAAAAUCUGUUUUUUGAGCCUAAGCCUAGAUUCUGGGCCGAAAAAGCCCAAGCCUAGGCGUAUUUAGACUCAAAAUACGUGGAUAUUUCCAGCUAGAUCAAUCAAUAAAAAUCGACGAAGAAGGCUCGGAAAUCUACAGCGCCAAAUGGAGCAGUCACUACGAGGGAAAUAUGUUGGGACUGACCAUCGGCAAAAAUGUGCGAUGUGUUGAUGUGCGAACACCGCGCGACUUUUUGAAAGUCGCAAAUGCACAUUCGCAUCGCGCGCUAAGUAUGGACUUUAAUCCCAAUUUACAACAUGUGUGAGUGAUUUUGGGAUAUUUUUCACAUGGAAUCAGGAAUUUCCAUCAAAAAUUAGACUAUUUUAGCCCCAGACACGUGAACUAUGACGUGGCAAUUUGGAAAAUCCAAAAAUUGUCGAUUUCCAACGUUAAAACCUCAUUUUCGAUUCAAAAUUUGAGUUUUCUAGCGGAAUUUUUGAAUUUUCGUCCGAAAAUUAGAUUUUCCAGGUUUUUCCUAUUCAAUUUCCCACGUUUGCCCAUCAAAAACGGUCGAAAACUCUAAAUUUUGAAGAUAACCCUCAAAACCCCUCAAAAAAUCCCAUUUUUUCACGGGAAUUCUUGAAUUUCCCAUCAGAAAACUUCUAAUUUCCAAUAAUUUCCCGAUUCCUCGCAAAAAUUCCGUUUUCCCCAUGAAAAACGCUGGAAAACCCGAAAUUUGGGCCAACGAAAACAAAAAUAAAACAACGAGACUCCGCACGCGCACGCUAAACCGCAGGCAAGCGGCGGAGUCUCGUUGUUUUCUUUUUAUUUUCGAUGCGUCAUUUCUUGUUUUUUCGCGUUUUUUACGAGUUUUGGUGGGAUUUUGUUGAAAAUUUUAAGCAAAUUAGUUGAGAUUGAAGAUUCUGAAGGGAAAAUUCAGAAAAUUUUGCGCAAAAAAUUUUUUUUGAGCAGAAAAAAUGGAGUUUUUCAUGAAAUUUUGAUUUCAGCAUCGCAACUUGUGGAGAUGAUGGAUAUAUCCGAAUUUGGGACACCAGAUCGUCCAAAUCCGCCCUAAUGUCACUUCAUCCGCACGCUCACUGGGUUUGGCAGGUCAAAUAUCACCCGGUUCAUGAUCAACUUCUGCUCUCCGUCGGAUCUGACGCUUGCGUCGUUUUGUCGUGUGCACAAAGUGUGAGCAGUGAGCAAAAUGAGCAAGAAGAAGAGGUGGAAGAUGAGGAGGAAAUGGAGAAAUCGAUGAAUAUUGAGAAAUUGAGCGAUGGAACAUUGGAGAGGAUUGAUGAGCAUGAGGAUAGUGUGUGAGUCAGAUUUUGGGGGAAAAUCAUAUUUUCAGCUGAAAUUCGUAGUUUUUCGACUUCUGGAGCUUCAAAUUUGUGAAAAUCCUAAUUUUUCAUGUAAAAAUCAUCGAAAACCUUAAUUUUCAGCUCUUGGAGCUCAGAAACUCUGAAAAUCUUCUGAAAAUCAUGAAAAUCCUGUUUUUUCGGCUCCUGGAGCUUCAAAUUUGUGAAAAUCCUAAUUUUUCAUGUAAAAAACAUUGAAAAUCUUGAUUUUCAGCUCAAAAACUCUGAAAUUCUACUGAAAAUCAUGAAAAUCCUGUUUUUUCGGCUUUUGGAGCUUCAAAUUUGUGAAAAUCCUUAUUUUUCAUGUAAAAAACAUCGAAAAUCUCGAUUUUCAGCUCUUGGAGCUCAGAAACUCUGAAAUUCUUCUGAAAAUCAUAAAAAUCCUGUUUUUUCGGCUUCUGGAGCUUCAAAUUUGUGAAAAUCUUCAUUUUUCAUGUAAGAAUCAUCGAAAACCUUAAUUUUUAGCUCAAAAACUCUGAAAUUCUUCUGAAAAUCAUAAAAAUCCUGUUUUUUCGGCUCCUGGAGCUUCAAAUUUGUGAAAAUCCUAAUUUUUCAUGUAAAAAACAUCGAAAAUCUCGAUUUUCAUCUCUUGGAGCUCAGAAACUCUGAAAAUCUUCUGAAAAUCAUGAAAAUCCUGUUUUUCGGCUUCUGGAGCUUCAAAUUUGUGAAAAUCUUUAUUUUUUCAUGUAAAAAACAUCGAAAAUCUCGAUUUUCAUCUCUUGGAGCUCAGAAACUCUGAAAAUCUUCUGAAAAUCAUGAAAAUCCUGUUUUUCGGCUUCUGGAGCUUCAAAUUUGUGAAAAUCUUUAUUUUUUCAUGUAAAAAACAUCGAAAAUCUCGAUUUUCAUCUCUUGGAGCUCAGAAACUCUGAAAAUCUUCUGAAAAUCAUGAAAAUCCUGUUUUUUCGGCUCCUGGAGCUUCAAAUUUGUGAAAAUCCUAAUUUUUCAUGUAAAAAACAUCGAAAAUCUCGAUUUUCAUCUCUUGGAGCUCAGAAACUCUGAAAAUCUUCUGAAAAUCAUGAAAAUCCUGUUUUUCGGCUUCUGGAGCUUCAAAUUUGUGAAAAUCCUUAUUUUUCAAAUCGAAAACCUUGAUUUACAACUCUUGGAGCUCAAAAACUCUGAAAAUCAUGAAAAAUUCUGCUUAGAGCUUGGAAAUCUGAAUUUUCAUGUGUAAGAACUGAAAUUUUAUGAUUUUUUUAUUAUAAAAUUGCAAAACUCGUGAAAUUUUGUCUUCUGAAGCUUCAAAUCUCAAAAUUUCUAGCUCAUUUUUUGGCUGAAAAAUUCCAGAUUUUCCCGAAUUUCCAGCUCAAUUUUUUCAGCUACGCUUGUGCCUGGUCUUCUGCCGAUCCCUGGACUUUUGCCUCUUUAUCCUACGAUGGUCGAAUGAUUCUGUCAAAAGUGUCCAGAAAACACAAAUACGCUCUAAUGCAACUUUAA